Molecule: messenger RNA, 1149 nt
Organism: Dioszegia hungarica
Lineage: Eukaryota; Fungi; Basidiomycota; Tremellomycetes; Tremellales; Bulleribasidiaceae
Product: caspase domain-containing protein
Exons: 11
Coding region: 1-1149 (382 amino acids)
Biological process (GO): proteolysis
Molecular function (GO): cysteine-type endopeptidase activity
Source: RefSeq, a predicted model, not a curated record
AUGGAAGGCGGUGUCGGGCUUGAUGGACACUUGACUGAUUGGUUCAGGCUCAAUAAAUUCACUCAACAGCUCCGGGAUUUCCAGGCGCCCUCGGGUGGUCCGCCUCCGCAGCAGUAUCAGCAGACUGGUGCAGGCUACAACCCUGGGUACGAGCACCAACAAGGCCAGCAGCCGCCUUAUAGCGGUGGUGGGGGAAACCAAGACCAGGCGGCUGGCCAGAAUGGGCAGGGGUUCCAGUACUCCAAGUGUAAUGGCCGUCGUAAGGCUCUCUUGGUCGGGAUCAACUACUUUGGCCAGAAAGGCCAGCUUGGCGGCUGCAUCAACGACGUCCAGAACGUCCAUCGCUUCAUCUGCCAACGAUUCGGCUAUCAACCCGACGACAUUGUCGUGCUCACGGACGACAAGCAAGACCCGCGCACCCUGCCCACUCGGGACAAUAUCAUCCGGGGGAUGCAGUGGCUCGUCGAUGGGGCGCAAGCAGAUGAUGCGCUCUUCUUCCACUACUCUGGGCACGGUACUCAGCAGGACGACCGGGAUGGGGAUGAGGGAGAUGAUGGAGAUGAGGCAAUUUGUCCUCUAGACUAUGAGCGUGCGGGUUUGAUCAUCGACGAUGACAGUGACCACACCCUCCUCGUCAAACCCCUCCCGCCCGGAGCCCGCCUGACCGCCAUCUUCGACUCGUGCCACUCUGGCACGGUCAUGGACCUCCCCUACAUCUACUCCACCGAGGGCAAGAUCAAGGGCCCCGACUAUUUCGGUAAAGAGACGCAGCAGAACCUGAUGGGCGCGGCGAGACACCUCGCGAUGGGCAACACGGCCGGCGCGGCGAUGGGUCUGUUUGGAGCUGCCAAGGGCGCGUUUGGGACGAAUCGGGCGGAAGCCAAGACGAAGAAGAUGAAGGAGAGCGCGGCGGAUGUCGUCAUGUGGAGUGGGUGCAAGGAUAGCCAGACGAGUGCGGAUACUCAGGAAGCGGGCCAAGCGACCGGUGCCAUGUCUUAUGCAUUCAUCUCGGCGUUGACCAAGUAUCCGGAGCAGAGCUACCAGCAGCUCCUCAAUACCGUCCGGGACGAGAUGAAGGGCAGGUACAGCCAAAAGCCGCAGUUGAGCGCUUGUCACCCGAUCGACGUGAGCUUGCGCUUCGUUGCAUGA